Molecule: messenger RNA, 1769 nt
Organism: Paralichthys olivaceus (Japanese flounder)
Lineage: Eukaryota; Metazoa; Chordata; Actinopteri; Pleuronectiformes; Paralichthyidae
Gene: il21r.1
Product: interleukin 21 receptor, tandem duplicate 1
Biological process (GO): cytokine-mediated signaling pathway
Cellular component (GO): external side of plasma membrane
Molecular function (GO): cytokine receptor activity; protein binding
Source: RefSeq, a predicted model, not a curated record
UGUUUCAAACCUUUGUGUAUUUGAUAAAUCUUUCUUUUGACUUUGUUUUUUUAACCACUGAUCAUUUUAUAACAGAUAUUUCCAUGUCCAGUUUCAGCUGCUGUGUUUCCUCUCGUUGGAGAAGCUGAAAACUGUGGGUCGUCCCCAUGGCUCUUAAAACUGUUUUCUUACUGUUACUGUGGGACGUCUCUUUGUUGAUCCCCUGUGUCACGUCUUUGUACAAUGUCACCUGCUCGACCGACUACCAGACUGAAGUGAAUUGCUCCUGUUCAGGAAUAACCACGUAUCCCAUCAAAGUGAACGUCAGCUGCAGGGACGAAGAAGUGGCUGAAGGCAGCUGUGAAAUCCACUGGCCUCGGUCCUGGUGCGUGAUGAACCUGAUGAACCUCCAUGAAGUUGCAUUCGUCGGGGUCAUGUGCACCACGAAUGCCAGGCACCAGGCUGAUAAUGAGAUAAUGGCGGAGACCGUGUCAUCCAGCUGGGAUUUGAGCAUCUCGGUGAAACCUAAGACUCCUUCCAACGUUCGAGUGACAUACACUGACGGACUCUACAACGUCUCCUGGGUCAACCACAACCCAGAAGACAGCCUCCAGUACAGGGUGCGCAUAAGAGAGACCAAAGAUCUGUCAAAGCCUCCGGUUCAUCCCCUUCUCAUCACGGAGUCCCAGUACAUCCUGCUGCACCACAGCAAACUCCAGCCGGGUGUCAACUACACUGUGGACGUUCAGGCCAAAAUGGCUCCUGGCCAUCUUUAUCAGGGUCCGUGGAGCGAGUGGAGCGCUGCAGUGGCGUGGAGAAUGGCAGGAGGAGCUUCAGUGGGAGUUGAAGGGAUUUAUGGAUAUUGUUGGUUCUUCCUCCUCCCCAUCUUUCUUGUCUUCUGCAUCCUUUUGUGGUAUUUCCAAAAACAGUUUUGGCCGAAGAGACUCCAGAUGGUGACGUUCAUCCCAAGAGCAAACGUGUUUUUCGAACCUCUGUACCACGACCAUGGAGGAAACUUCAAGGAGUGGGUGAAGCCUUUAUUCAGCGAGUGUGAUUACCUGAGGAUCGACUCUCACCUUCAACUGAUGAACGAGAAGCAGCACGACGUCCCUCAACGGAGCGAGGAGAAGAAAAGCUUCAGAGAGGACGAUGAGACGAGUAAUGGCGGUCGCUUCCUCCACGUGCUGCGGCCUCAGAGCAACCUGCUGCUGCACUUCCCGGGCGACGGCAGCUCGCAGGGCACCGGCCACUCAGCCGGACACGUCUCCAUCCACACGGUAACCCUGUCCGGAGAGGAGUAUGAGGAGGACGUCAUGUCGCAGAGCUCCGCAAACACCCUCAGGAGCUACCACGAUGGAGAAAGCUUUGGUUCGUUCCAAGAGGUCGACAGAGAGCAUGCUGGGUACGACUUAGAGGAACCUCAGCUGGACAGACAAAGAGAGAUGUUGCAAGAGCAUGAAAACAAAAUAUCCAACGAGUUAUCAGAAGUGGGGAAUAUAAACUUUCAGCCGCUCGCUGAGUUCAAUGAGCCGGAGAGGAUUUCACUUGACUCCUUCGCCUUAAACGAGGAGGACGGCUACCCUUGUGUGGACUUGGACACCAUUGACAGCGGUUUUGCGGAGUGCAGCAGCCCGGGGGCGUCGGACUCAGACACAGCAGAGCAGAUGGACUCCAAUUUAUUCCAGGAGCAAAAAUACUCAAAUUCAAACUACGUGAAGCAGUGGAUGAUAUGUAACACUAUUCAAGAGGACGCCAGCAACUCAGACAAUGAACUACGUGAAACACAGUGA